AUGGUGUUCCGGGAUCUCGUGCUGUGCGUUGUGGCUCUUGCGCCUGGCUGCGUGACGGCUGCUUCUCACUCGCAGAAGCCGUUAGUUGACGACGCUCGAGUCUCUGAGAAGCUGCAAGAAAAAGAUAAACAAAGCCAAUGGACCCUGAACUUCACAUCCCCCAUCCCACACCUGUUCGCCUCCAUCCCCAGCCUGCUGCACCAAUGGAGCAACACCAUCUUCCCCAACGGCCACGCUCUUGCGGCCGUUGAGAUCCCGGCCUACACCCUUUUCUACCACGGACUCAUCUCCCCGGACGAGUCCUCCCCGACGCCGCCCAGCCCCGAGUGGCUCGCCUUCGACCUCGAGAUGGCCUAUGGCAUCAUGGGCUCCAGCCGCAACUCCUUCCUGCUGACCUACCAGACCACCCGCCCCAUCAAGGCCCUCUAUUUUGACGGCGAGUCGGCCGCCCUUAUGGGCCUGGGCCAAAUGGACACGCAGAUGCUGCAGCUCUUUGGAAACGUAAGCGGGCCCCCUGGGAAGGGCUUCUUCGGGCUGGGACAGGAGUACCUGAGGGCACAUGGGCUGUGCCAGUGGUUCGAGGACGCCGGGCUCGGGGGUCAGGGAUGGGGAUUCGAAGGGGUAGUGAGGAUGAACGCGGGAUUUGAGAUGAUUUGGUGUGAUUUCUCGAGUCCGAGUCUGAGGUCAGUCUCGAGGCUGAACGUCACGGCGCCGUUGUUAGCUGCGGAAGAUGAGGGCAAGGCCGUAGACGGUGAGGACGACCUCGCCCAGGCGCCUGUUCUCAGCAGCAUCAAGCAGCACCCAGCGUCAUAUUACCCCCUCCCACCACAACCGACAAGGACCGGGCGCGACUCCGAGCCCUCUCACCCCGCCGCGCCACCAAAUUGGCGCCACGACCGCGGCCGCGAGCCGUUCCUGGCUGUCCAGGGCUGGGGUUGGUUCGACAGUGCCACAUGGCACUACGGCUCGACCCGAAACGGCCCAGGACGGGGUGAAGUCAAGGCCACGGUGCUGAGCUGCGGCGUGCUUAGCUACUAUUCCCCCCAGUUCACAAACCAGUCACUCAACCGGGCACUGGACGAGCGAAAGAGUCUGAACCUGACGGCAGACGGCCUGUGGGCUGGACCUGGCGAGCACGGCAACAGGACCAAGGCCAUCAAGCAGCUGGCCCGCAGAAGGCGGUUUCACCACCUAGGGGGCGUCAUACCCGAGGAAGCCUCGCUGAUGAGGGAGAACUCGGAGAGGGCGUUACGGGGCUUGCUGGGGCCUGACAACAACUGCAGCGGAGCAGACUGGGUCCUGAUGACAUCCGAGAUCGUGCAGCGGACGACCAACCACCUCACCAUGCUAGACGCUAAGCUAUUGUCAUUCCCGUCGGACCCUCGGGACCAGUCGGCCGUGUCCAGGUGGCUCUAUGACCUGAGGGCCCAGAUCCACCUCUUCAUGGUGGGAUACCUGGAGUACCCACCAAAGAUCGGACGGGAAACAUGGUCUACGCAGUCGAGCCUCUACGAGGAGACAUAUUCUCGCUGCAAAUACCGGUAUACGAGGCUGCUAGUCCCAGAGGAACUCCGGACCCCCUUGCCCAGGGAGGAAGAAGACAUCCGAUUAGCCGUGGAGGGCGUCCACGGGACAAUAUGCUCGGUCCUCCUGACGCUGGGAUUCGGCGUCGAGCAAGCAUGGCUCGAUCAUACCGAUGGCACCAAAGAGCGAGCGAGUGUGCACACGGAAGCCCCUGCUGACAGGGCCGACCGGUGGCACGACAACAUCGAGGAGCUGCAGGCCUGGCUGGGGUGGGAGAGCGAGUACUACGGGUGCCAACAGACGUGCGCGUGGGACGAGCGGUGCUACAUCCCCAUGUGGCCGCUGGUGCACAUGGGAGGGGGCCCUGGCGGCGGCCCGGGGAGACGUCCUGGCAACGGGACACGUCCCGGCCGGCCCGGUGGGGGAAGAGGUCCUCCGGUCGAGGGCCCGGGACAUGGGCCCGGGGGAAGAUACCCCCCGGGAGGUGAUGACGGCUUGCCACCGCCGCCGCCAUCUCCUCCUGGACAUAACGGUACCAGGCCAGAGCGGCCGGGCUUUAAGAUGCCACCGCGAGGGCCGUGGUGGAUGGGCGAUGACACGGAUUUGUGGGAGCCAAAGUGUGUGAACAUAGAAUACAUUAUGGGAUAG
Molecule: messenger RNA, 2172 nt
Organism: Diaporthe citri
Lineage: Eukaryota; Fungi; Ascomycota; Sordariomycetes; Diaporthales; Diaporthaceae
Exons: 1
Coding region: 1-2172 (723 amino acids)
Source: RefSeq, a predicted model, not a curated record